Molecule: messenger RNA, 1171 nt
Organism: Lagopus leucura (white-tailed ptarmigan)
Lineage: Eukaryota; Metazoa; Chordata; Aves; Galliformes; Phasianidae
Product: zinc-binding protein A33-like
Exons: 5
Coding region: 284-880 (198 amino acids)
Molecular function (GO): protein binding
Source: RefSeq, a predicted model, not a curated record
CCUUUUUUUUUUCUUUUUUCCUAAAAGAUUAUUAGAAAAACCAGAAGAGCUCUUUGGAUCUGUUCUCUGCUUGGCCAUUUAAAGUAUCAUUUUGCAUCCCAAGACCCCUUGGACGAAGGCAUGGGUUCGAGCUGGUCGAUUAUGUCACCAGAAACACUUUGUAACCCAGGGGCUUUGCACUGACUGAAAGUGCUUUUGAUCUUUUGCAGGAAAUACCCCUGCAGGAGAAGUUUCACCUUCAGAAGAAACCAUUAUCUCAGCUUCAGAAAAACUUGAUGAGGAGAUGGAGUCCUUAAGGAGAAGAACUGAAUACCUGGAGAAACUUGUCUUUUUGGACAGAAAUUCUGUAACCUUCGAUGCUGACACAGCUCACCCUAGACUGGAAGUCUUUGAUGAAGGAAAGAGUGUAAAGGAUACAGGGACUAACAGAGAUGUGGCCAUGAAUAGCAAAAGGUUCGACUCCCACAUCUUCAUCUUGGCAACCGAGGGUUUCAACACUGGCAAGCACUAUUGGGAAGUGGACGUGGGAAAGAAAAACAGCUGGGAACUGGGAGUAGCUUCUGAAGCUGUGACUAGAAAAGGGACAGUGAUUCUCUGCCCCAGAAAUGGCUUUUGGGUCAUGGCUCUGUCUGACGGGGUAGAGUACUGGGCCUGCACUGACCCUUGGACACGUUUGAAUGUAAGGUCGAAACCACAAAAGAUUGGGAUGCUACUGGACAUCUCAGCUGGACAGCUGUCAUUCUACGAUCCCCAAGGUCAAACGACUCUGUAUACUUUCAACAUUGCUGAGAGUGAUAAGAAAGGGAAGUUCUUUCCCUUUUUUUCCAUGGGUAACAGCGCUGGAAAGAAAGACCCUGAGCCACUAAAGUUGUGCUCUUAAGGUGAGUAGGCAUCUUCAUGGAGAAAACUGUCUUGCUGUUUUGCCUCGUUCUCCUCGUAUCUUCAUGCCACUGCUGAUUUGCACAGACCUUGGAACAGAUUGUGUGUCCCUUCAUUCAGAGUGCCUCCAUCAUUUCAGGAACUGUUAAGGUGAAUCUUUAUUGGCCCUUCACUCUCGGGCUCAUCAGGACACGUUGGGACUGCAUCUUCAUGUAGGUGCCAACCUGUCAAACAACAAUCUCCAUUUUUUGCUUUUAACGUGAAGAAUAAAAUCACUAUUUUCCCAGACUGA